AUGUCAGCAUUAUUGAUUAUUGAUGUACAAUAUGACUUUAUGGAGGGAGGAUCACUGGAGGUGAAUGAUGCUUCAGCGAUAUUGGACCCAAUCAAUGAGUUGAGAAAGAAGAUGAAGUUUGAUUUGGUCGUGCUGUCACAGGACUGGCAUCCACAAGAUCAUGUAUCAUUCGCCUCAAACAACCCUGGAAAGAAGCCGUUUGACACGAUGCCCUAUCAUGGUGGCGUGCAGGUGCUCUGGCCUAAUCACUGUGUGCAGGGCUCACACGGAUCAGACUUCCACAGUGGACUGUAUCGAGAGCCCGAGGAUGUUGUGGUGCGCAAGGGCAUGGACAGGUUGGUGGACAGCUACUCUGCAUUCAUGGACAAUGAUCACAAGAGAAAGACAGAGAUGGAUCAGGUAUUGAAGGCCGCCAACAUCCACACCGUAUACGUCUGUGGCAUUGCCAGUGAUUACUGUGUUGCAUUCACAUGUUUGGAUGCUGUUGCCGCAGGCUACAAGACCUACCUAUUAGAGGAUGCAUGUCGAGGUGUGGCACCAGACACCACAGCAUCUCAGUUCAACAAGCUUAAAGAGAACAAUGUUACAUUCAUUCGUUGCAGUGAUCUAUGCAAGCAGUAA
Messenger RNA from Acytostelium subglobosum LB1, 621 nucleotides. RefSeq lists its product as hypothetical. The record is from RefSeq and is a predicted model, not a curated record. The transcript has a single exon. Bases 1 to 621 code for a protein of 206 amino acids. NCBI's taxonomy places the organism in Eukaryota, Evosea, Eumycetozoa, Acytosteliales, Acytosteliaceae.